CUUGGUACGAAUUUCCUCGAACAAGAAGGGGAAAAAAGAAACUGUAAUACGCUCUAACCUUCUUCGCAUGCAGUCGGAGUUCCGGCUACCUUAACGGAGCCCUGUUCAAUUAUCCACAAAUUUCACUCCCUUUUAGAUCUCUGUCCUAUUUUUUUUUUAAAUCAGAUCUCAACUGAACAAAGUAAUUAAAAAAAUAAGAGGAAAUUAUAUAACUUUUUUCCGAAAAUGUCUAAACCCUGGGGUGGCCUCGGCGCGUGGGCCGCCGAGGCCGAGCGAGAAGAGGCGGAGGAACGUCGAGCUGCGGAAGCAGCGGCUGCUUCUGCUCCCAUGGCUGAUUCGUGGAGUUUUCCUAACCUAAAGGAAGCCGUUAGUGCGAAACCCAAGAAGAAGAAAAUGACUCUCUCGGAGUUCAACAGGGUGACUAAUUCGUCGUCCGGAGGCGGCGGCGUCGGUGUGGGUGCUAGGGUAACGGAUUACAACAAGCUGACACCCGAAGAGAUGAUGCUCCUCCCGACCCGACCCAAAGAACGUACGGCUGGUGAAAUGCAUUAUGGCCGUCUGGGAGGAGGAUUUUCGUCUUAUGGUAGGCCCGGUCCAUCUGCGGGUCGGGGUAUGCGUGAACGUGACGGAAACGACGGGUUAUGGGGCUCCGGACGAAGGCAGUUCGGAGGUUUUGAUGAAGAACGACGCGGUCCACCUUCUAGGGUUUCUGAUUACGAUCAGCCAUCGCGUGCUGAUGAGGCGGAUAAUUGGGCAGUGGCGAAGAAAACAACUCCUUUAUUUGAUUCGGGCUGUCAAAACCGAUACGGUGGACUUGGAACUGGGGGAGGUGUUGGAAACUCUAAGGCUGAUGAGGCUGAUAAUUGGGCUGCUGGAAAACGGCCAAUUCAGGCUCGACCUUCAACGUUUGGUUCAGGUUUUCGUGACUCUGGACCGGAGCCUGAUAGAUGGAUCCGAGGUGGUGGUGGGGGUGGAUUCAGGGAGGAAAGGCCUAGAUUAGUUUUGGAUCCUCCUAGAGGGGAAGUGAAUGAGUCAGCUGUUAAGACGAAUAAACCUAAUCCUUUUGGGGCAGCGAGGCCAAGGGAACAGGUGUUGGCGGAGAAAGGAUUGGAUUGGAAGAAACUAGAUUCUGAUAUUGAAUCAAAGAAGGUAUCUAGCAGGCCUACAAGCUCUCACUCCAGCAGGCCAUCGAGUGCACAAUCCAGCAGGUCUGAAGGUCCCCAGCUUCAAGGGAUUGAAAAUGUAGUUAAGCACAGGCCAAAGGUCAAUCCGUUUGCAGAUGCUAAGCCUAGAGAAGUUUUGCUGGAAGAGCGGGGGAAAGAUUGGCGGAAGAUUGAUCUUGAGUUAGAACCUCGAAGAACAGACAGGCCAGAAACACAGGAGGAAAAGAUAUUGAAACAAGAAAUAGAUGAUCUAAAGGAGCUUGAGAAAGAUUCAACUCCAGAUUCAGAAUCUACUGGGGACCAGUUCACUUUACGUGAGACACUUCAUCACAACGAAAGGGAAUUAGAGAAACUUAUCCGAGAUAUGGAGAACAAAGUUAGAUUUGGGCAGAAAGGUUUCGAAAGGCCUGGUUCUGGAUCUGGCAGGAGUGGCAGCUUCUCUGAUAGACCACCCUCUCUGUCUGGUUCUAGUUAUGGUUCUAGAAAUAUGGAGUUCAUAGAUAGGCCUAGGUCUCGUGGUUCUGUAGAUGCGUGGACAAGACCUGCUGAUGACCGAAGAGAAUUUCAGGGAGGAUUUCAAGGUGGAUGGGAUAGAGGAUUUCGAGGAAACAGAGAUUUGGAUAGGCCAAUGUCAAGGGAGAGAUGGUGAGCCCCGGAAUUGGCGUUGGUUUGUUAAAUUCUGGCCUCAAACUUUUGACAGCCGGAACCAAUAAUACUUUUGUUGCCUCGUGACUUGUUUUGAUUGUUCUCUUGUUUUUGGCUCUGGUAAUGUGGAGCAAUGAUUCUUCAGUAUAGGGAUACUGAACUCUGCCAUAAUCUUAUCUUUGAAACUAUGUAAAAUGGCCUUUCUUUUGUACACUUAUUUCCACUCCCAAUUUUAUUAAGCAUACGUUGUUGAGGUUCC
Hibiscus syriacus is the source of this 2067-nucleotide messenger RNA. Its product is annotated as eukaryotic translation initiation factor 4B2-like. Gene Ontology annotation, molecular function: translation initiation factor activity; mRNA binding. The record is from RefSeq and is a predicted model, not a curated record. Lineage: Eukaryota; Viridiplantae; Streptophyta; Magnoliopsida; Malvales; Malvaceae. The transcript is spliced from 3 exons. Bases 226 to 1812 code for a protein of 528 amino acids.